AUGGCAGAAACUCAAGACACAAUCAAUGAAAAGGACAGUCCGGUCGAUGGUGUGCCACAGCUGGAUCUGACCAAAACGUCGAAACAGAUUUAUUUCGAGCUGCUGCGAACAUGGGUCUAUCAUGCGGAGAUGCAAAACCAUCUGCACGCUCACUUCCCGUACUAUUUGAUGAGCAACUAUCCGCAGCUGUUUCAGCUAAAUGCGGGUGGUAGCGUACCGUCGGCAGUUCCCAGCAUGGGAUCCUUCCUGACCGGUAUGCCUACGACGAACGGCGGAAGUACGACGGGUGGGAUGAAUUCAUCCGGUGCUCCAACGGUACAGGGACAGAAUGUUACUGUGAACCGGGGACGUAAUGAAACGGUCGAUCCAACACGACCAGACGAUGCUAUUAAUCGGCACGGAGGAUACGAGUACGUCAUUGCACCGCUAUGGAAACGGUUUGCGGCCGAAGCCAUCGAUAUAGCGAUAAUAUUUCUGCUUAAGAUAAUGACCACACUGGCGUUUAUGGAUGCGUUCGAAAUCGAUGUCUUGUACAUGGACCUGGACGCGAUUCGUAACUCGUUCGAGGAAGAUUACACCGAGCUGCUAUCGUUCACCUCGGAGCUGAUAUUUCUCGAGAUAGGCAUCAAGAUAGCGGUGUGCAUCUACGAAGCGGUAUGGACGGCACACGUACAAGUCAUACCGGGCAGUGCAACGCCCGGCAAGAUGCUGAUGGGUUUGCGGAUCGUUUAUGCCGAAUCGGUGGCAGUGUUGGAUCCACAACCUCAGCCCGGUUUGCUAAGCAAUCAGAUACCGCUGCGGGCGCUACUGUAUCCGGGCACGACACCAAGCUUUGGCCGUGCGUUUGCCCGGGCGGUCGUGAAGAAUGCUGUGAUAGCAUUUCUGUUUCCCAUGUGUUUGCUGUUGCUGUGCUUCCGGCAAAAUCGCUCCAUCUACGACGUCAUGACCAAGACGGUCGUGGUGGAGGACAAUCCCAACCCGGUACUAAGACGGCGCUAG
Molecule: messenger RNA, 999 nt
Organism: Anopheles marshallii
Lineage: Eukaryota; Metazoa; Arthropoda; Insecta; Diptera; Culicidae
Product: protein FAM8A1
Exons: 3
Coding region: 1-999 (332 amino acids)
Source: RefSeq, a predicted model, not a curated record